GGUAUUCUAGAAAUCUGUUGAAACUGAUAUUUUUCAUCUGGCGGAAUUGGUAGCCUCGAACAUCCCAAGGCAUGGUCAAAUUUCAUCCAUCUUCUGCAAUUCAUCUCCAUUUCUAUCUACACCAUGUUCUUAAUUCUCAGCUUUAUUUCUCCUUAUUUUAAUUUCUCAUUUGGGAUUCAUAACAUCGAGAUGAGGAAUUGGGUUCAAAGCCAAGGUCACCAUUCGGAAAUACUUUUUCACCACCAUAGUGAAAGUUCUCUCUCUUUCUCCAGCCGAAGAAAUUUUUCACGCCAUAGUGAUUUGUAAAAGGAGUUUGCAUGAGACUAGAAAAUGAUGGCUCUGAAGACUUUGUUGCUUCUUCUUCUUUUGAAUGUGAUCUCCUUUGUGGUGGUAAAUGAGCUCUCUUUGCAUUUUAGACUCCUUACAUUCUGUGAUUAUAACUUUUAAAUCACAUUCUUCUCUUAUUUUGGGCUUGGUUUAUAUCGCAUGCAUAUUGCAAAUCCACCAACAUGUCCAGCUGGUCUUGAUAAGGAAUGUGGUGAUUCAGGUGAAUAGAACGGCGAAUUCUUUCUUGAGAUUACCAACAUUAGUAUGAGGUAGCUAGAGCUAUGACCAUUUUGCCCAUCUUAUGUUCAUCUGUUUCACCUAGAAUGUAGAACUAGGAAACUUUUAUUAUCUUAAUGACCAUCACACCCUAAAUCUUGGUUAAGUUUAUGAGUCUCUUUGUUACUUCGUUAAUCUUAAAUUAACAAUGUCUAAAAUCUAUUUGUUAUGGAGGUUUAAUCAUAAUGUCUCAGUUUGGCUUCAUAACGUACCUUGGGGCAGGGGGUGGGGGGGGUGAGGGUGAAGAUGCCAUGGCAGCCCCUGAUGCCAAGGUAAAAUCAUUAGAUCACUGAAUCUAUUGUUUGUUCCUUUUGGCCUUUUUAGUUUUGCUGUGCUGCAAGCUUUUAUCAUUACCAAACGAAAUUAGCACAUUACAUGUUGCUUCCCCUCCUGGUUUAUUCUACAUUGGAUCAACCCUCAACAAUUUACUCCUGGUUUGCCCUUGCAAGUUGAUGCAAAAACAAUUGAGAAAAGUUAAUUUUUGUAUUCACCUGUAUGAUUUUAAUAACAUUACCAAGUGAACAUAAGCUCAGUAAAAAAAAAAAGAAAAAAGAAAACCAGCCAUUGAAUAUUUGAUGCAUGUGUUCAAAACCAAAUCUAGGAAUUACUUGAGUGGCCAUGUCGAGAUUGGCAUUCAAUGCCCUUUGCUUUCUUGGAAGAAUUCAGGUGAAGGGAUAUCUUAAGAGAAGAUUAGGUAGAGGCCCAUCUUUACUGGUUUCAGGGGAGGCAUUUGUGGGAAUAUAAAGUAUUGAGAACCAUGUUCUCACUUGCAUGACUUUCUCACUAAAUUGAGAUUUUUAUGAACAUCGUGCUUAAUAAUGCAUGCAUAUUUUCUCUUCCCUUUCUAUUUUUUUGCACACUAUAAAUGCAUGAACUGUGUUAGGCCAGAGCGCGCUAUGCUCAAGAUGAAGAAUGAGAGUUAUCAUGUGGUCUCAUGCACAAAAAUUGGUUGUUUUGGAGCCUAACAAUUGCAUUUUUUCACUGGAUCAAAGUUUUUGUGUCAUUAUGAGCAUAAAUGACCAUUUGAGUUCUCUUUUGCACGUUGAUGUGCAGUUCUCAUAUUGCUAUCUGGACUUGAUCCUUAUUAGGGAUUACCCACAAUUACCCUUGCUAUCAUUGAUGAUUGAAUUGAAGAGUGGAAAUCAUGUCAAAUCACCAUAUGUCAUGUACCUUAAGGUGAGUCAUCAAAAUAAUAAAGAGAGAUCUUGUUUUCAUUAUAUUUUCUUCUUGACCCUUUAGCCGCUGUUGUAAGAUGUUAAAGAAUUCUCCAUUAUUGCUAAUUUUGUGGAGACAGAAUGUUUUUGACAAAAUAUAUUCAAGUUUUUUUUUUGUUUUUUGGUUUUUUUGUUGUUAUUUGCACCUUCUAUAUCUUGCAAUGAACUAUAGGUGAAGGCAUCAUCUUGGAAUAUGGUCCCCGAACUCAUGACCCAACAAAUGAAGGAAUCAUGGACUCCGAUGGCGAGGUACUGGCCAGAGGGAAAGGAACAUACAAAUGUGACCAGACGCUAAUGACCUAUGAUAAACUUCAAAUAAAUGUGGAUCAAGGUUUAGCAAUCCGAUUUUCUCCCAUAGAGGACUAAAUUUUUUAUUUCCUUUUUUCAUGAACUUCAUUUGAUAGAGAGGUUCAAGCUCCUCAUCUUUUUCUUCUCAUUGGUCCGACUUAUGUGAGCUCAUCAGCAGAAGAUGAAACUUCAACUCCAUCAUUACCAUUUGCAUUCUCAUUCUCAUCGAAUCCUUCACUUUCAGCUGCAGUUCGAUAAUUUCUCCUUCCUCUCAGAUGAGCAUUUCGAUAGCCCUGUGAUCUCUUAACAAUUGCAACUGUUGUGGCUUUAGUUGUUAACCACUUCUUACCCAAAGCUUUUGCUUGCUGUCAAGAAGUUUGGGCUAUGGAAGCUUGUAUCUAUCCAAAAAACGAACUCAUAGCGAUCAAUCUUACUUCUUCUCUUGGCCAUGUCCACUGAAUUUGUUCCAUCUUCCCAUGGCCAAUACUGAUGAGGACAUCUUUUUAUUACUGUUAUUUUGGUUAUUUUACUUAUGUUUUCUUUAUUUUAAUGGGCUUGGGCUUGGGCUUUAGCCCAUAACCUUUUUUAGGUUUACUUGUGUUUUGUUAUUUUCCUAUUUAAAUACUUGUAACGAAAUACUGAAGGGCAGUUGUUGAAGAAUUAAGAAUUGUGUGCUUGUGCAGCCGCCUCCUUCCAAUCCCCAUUUCUAUUGCUUUCGGCUUCUUCUCUUCUCCUUCUGGUUCUUCUUCUCUUCUCUUUCUGAUUCUUUCUUCUCUAUUUGCUAUUAUUCAACGCCUAUUUCUAUUCUCAUUACUACCCUACAUCAUAUUGGUAUCAAGAGCCAGUUGUAUUGUUUUCUCAAACAAUACCGAGCCACGCUGACAAAACACCUAGCGCCAUUCGUUUCAUCUCCUUCCUCCGAAAACCAGCGCCGAAAACCCACCCACCUGAGUUCCCUUCGAUCCAAGCCAAAUCAAAACCCGUCGAAGACCUUGCCGAGAACUGGGUUCUCUUCAGUGAUUCGGCCCUCUCCGAUUCUCCAUCUCGUUCUCUGUGAGCACACCGCCGGUAAGCCUCUCGACCUCCCCGUUACCUCCGUCUCACCCUCGGCCUCUCCCGAAAUACCCAGUACUGAGAUACACAGAGACUACAGGUGCAAAAAAAAAAAAGAGAAAACAGUACAGACCUCGCCGAAACCACUAGACUUGAGGCAGACGACGCCGGAAACACAGCAUCUCAGCUCCGGUUCUUCUCCCUCGACCAGACGUCUAACUCUCCUUCGGUCUUCUCCUCUCGCGCGACUUCCAGCACAGAAACAGCCGAAUGCAAAAGAAAUAAAGAAAGGGAGUCGGAGUUCCGCGCGUGACUUUUCAACGAGUGUGCACAGUUAUCAACACGAGGGAAGUUUUACUAUCUCUUUAUUUGGUUUUAUACAAUCGGUUUAUUUUUAAAAUUGUAUCAAUUGUUUUCUCUGUGCUGUGCUACCAGUAGUAAAUUUUCCAGACCCACUUGAUUGAAUCUUUUGUUAAUUUAGUUUCCGUGGUUACUUUUAUUCCCAUACUACUUGCUGCAGCCCAAUUUAGUCAACUCUUGGAUUUUAUAUUCCCAUUCUCUCAUCUUCAUAAGACCAAACUUUUGUUCUUCGUCUCUUCAUUAUCUAUUCAAAAAAAAAAAAAAAAUCCUAUGUGAUUGGAUUUUCUUGAUUAGUAUUUGGUCUUUGCUUUGUCAUUUUAAAUAUCAGCAUUAGUUGCUUGCCGUAUUUGGAUUUACGUAAUCCCAAAAAAAAAAAAAAUUGCUCAGGUUGAUAUUUUCAUUGCUUGCAUUUUUUGUUCAUUGAUCUCCAUUGCACUUCAUUUAGUGGGUGUUGCAUUGCAUGCAGUUGCGUAGUGGUCGUCUUGUCACCUCUAGUUCUAGUACCUUUACCAUGGAUCCUUCCCAAUUUGAUGCCCUCACUCGACAAUUAGCUCAACUAGCCAAUAACCAGCAACAUGUUCAAACUCAAUUAGCGGCUGUCCAAACUGAGAUGGCUGCUACUCGUGAGGAGAACAGGGACCUAGCUGCUAGGUUGAACAAUUUUGAGGAACUCCCGCAUUAGUCUGACAACUCUGAAGUGUCCCAAAAUAGACGCUAUCGUCGUCGACGAGGUGAUCGACAACAUGUCAGACAUGAUCGUGGGGGUAGGGAUUAUGAUCGUGAGCGAGGACGAGACUAUUACCGUCAGGGUACUCGGUCUCCUACUCGUCAUGAAGAGCGCUUAUUUAGAAACAUCAAGCUAGAUGCCCCUACUUUUGAUGGUUGUUUAGAUCCUCGAGUUUUUACUCAAUGGAUUAAGGAUAUGGAUCGUUACUUUACUUGGUAUGGGGUUCCUGAGGAUCGGAGAGUUGAAUUCGCUAGCUUGAAAUUAAUUGGCACUGCCCAACUCUUUUGGGAAAGUGUAGAGGAUCUUCUUGAGAGGCGUCAUGCGCUUCCUGUUGGGAGUUGGGAAGAAAUGAAACGCCGCCUUCAAGAGAAGUACUUACCCCAAUCUUAUAGGGGUAAUUUAUUGGACCAAUGGAAUGCCCUCACACAGGGCAAUCGGCCAGUGACUGAGUACGUUACUCAAUUCGAUGAGUUACGAAUGAGAUGUCAUGUAGUUGAGGAUGAGGCCAUGACUUUGAGUAGGUUUAGACAAGGCUUAAAAGAUGAUCUUAGGCGCGAGCUUGUCCUUCGGGGUGUCACUACACUUGACCAUGCUUACUCUUUAGUCCGAGACUAUGAGUCGGUUAUGAGGACUCCGUAUGUAAGGCGUGGUGACAACCGCCCUUCCAUCACCCCAGCGCCCACCCUUUCCUCUAAGUCUCUCCUAGGACCUCCACCAUCUAAUGUUUCUCCCGCAUGGGAAAAUAAGGAUAAAAGUCCUGAAACUCCAAGGACUUCCUCCCGCUUGCAGUGCUUCAAAUGUAAGGGUUUUGGCCACAUUUCUUCCAAUUGUCCUAGUCGAACCCUAGUCAUUGAGGAGCAUGAGGGUACAGUUGAUGAAUCGUUAGAAGAUCAAGUCUAUGAGCCUAAGCUUGAGGAGUUUGGUGAUUUAGGUGAUGAUGAAGAUGCCUUCUUAGGUUGCAUUCGGACCCUCCCUGUGGGUCUAGGUUCUAUGCCCUUUGUUCCCGACACACUCCGGUUAAGUGUUGUUCGUUGUACCCUUACCCAGCCCAAAGAUACUGAUGAUUGGCGUCGUCAUGCCAUUUUCCAUACUUAUAUCAAAAUCAAUGAUAAGGGUUGUAAAAUCAUUGUGGAUAGUGGUAGUUGCAUUAAUGCGGUUUCUGUGGCUACUGUGUCACGUCUUAGGUUGAAGCCAGUUCUUCACCCUCAGCCGUAUAGUGUCUCUUGGGUCGAUACUUCUUCCAUAGCUAUAAAAGAGCGUUGUUUGGUGCCCAUCCAGUUCCUAGAGUAUAAGGAUCAUAUAUGGUGUGACGUCAUUCCUAUGGAUGUCGGUCAUAUCAUUCUUGGUCGACCUUGGUUGUUUGACUUGGAUGUAACCAUCCAUGGUCGAUCCAAUUCAUGUUCCUUUGUGUUUAAUGGGAAGAAGAUUCACCUUAAUCCGUUACCUCCAAAACCUGUUGGUUUACAGCAAACAAAAAAAAUUGUGGAACGAAAAGGACUAAAUAUCAUUAGCCCUACGGAGUGUGAGCAUACACAUGUGGGUAACUAUGUUGUGUUUGUUGUGGUUGUUAUGGAGGUCCAGGACAAUCUUCGGGAUUGGGCUUUGAUCCUCCCUACCACUCACUUUGCACGUAACAUUUCUGUGAAUCGGUCUUUAGGCAUGGGUCCCUUUGAAGUCGUUCAUGGUUAUAACCCUAGGAAGCUUUUAGAUCCUAUUCUCAUGUCCCUACAUGCUAGUGUGUCUGCAUCAAUUAAGGCAUUUGUACAACAUUUUCAUGAUUCGCAUAUUGAGAUCAAUAAACAACAUGAAGCCAGUAAUGCAUCAUAUAAACUUCGAGUUGAUUUGCGUAUUGAGGAUUAUGUUGUGAUCCGAAUUAGAUUGAAACGGCGUCCACCUGGAUCCGUUCCAAAAUUGCAAGCACGUAGUGCUGGUCCUUUUAAAAUUUUAAAGCAUGUUGAUCCAAAUGCCCAUGUUAUUGAUCUUCCAUCACAUUUUGGUUGCCACUCUACUUUCAAUGCUGAGGACUUAGUUGCUUACAAGGGCCAUUUCAAUUCCUCCAAUGAUCUUUUUCUACCUCCAUUUGUGAACCUUGACCUUGACUUUGACCUUGAUCCUUUCGUUAUUCCUACUCCAAUACCAUCUAUCACAGCACACAAAGAUAAAAUUGAUGCUAUUUUAGAUGAACAGAUGGUAUUGACCAAUGAUGGAGAGGUUCAGCGUUUCCUUGUUCGCCGGGUAGAUCCCAGAGAGACACUUCAGCAGCUUGAUUCAAAUUUAUUGGAGCUCUAUCAGAGUCAGCUAGAUCUUCCCCUGCCCGGAUCACCGUCCACCCGUUCCGAGAGCGUUGAUGGGGAUACCAGAUUCAGGCCUCCUCUCAUUCGUGUUUAUGGACGUUGGAAGAAGCUUGCUCAACCACUUAGCUUAUGGUUGGAUGAUUGAUUGCAGCCUUAUUGUGUUUUGUUCACUCGACGGAGUCGAGUUUUCCCCACCCCGGGAGAGUUGAUGAGGACAUCUUUUUAUUAUUGUUAUUUUGGUUAUUUUACUUAUGUUUUCUUUAUUUUAAUGGGCUUGGGCUUGGGCUUUAGCCCAUAACCUUUUUUAGGUUUACUUGGUUUUUGUUAUUUUCCUAUUUAAAUACUUGUAACGAAAUACUGAAGGGCAGUUGUUGAAGAAUUAAGAA
Juglans regia (Persian walnut) is the source of this 6925-nucleotide messenger RNA. RefSeq lists its product as uncharacterized. Bases 4441 to 6684 code for a protein of 747 amino acids. The record is from RefSeq and is a predicted model, not a curated record. Gene Ontology annotation, molecular function: zinc ion binding; nucleic acid binding. The transcript is spliced from 3 exons. Lineage: Eukaryota; Viridiplantae; Streptophyta; Magnoliopsida; Fagales; Juglandaceae.